AGCCUUGCUUUCAUCAGAAUCCGCCCCUCCAAGCUUCUCUCUCUCUCUCUCUCUCUAUCCCUCUCUCUCGGAAUUAAUCAAACCUCGAUCGCAAUUGCAGCCAUGAAGAGCAGGGGCAUUAUUGAGUUUGUCUUGGUUCUCGUUGUCGUCGUAUUCGUUCUUUUUCCGGCGCCGGCAACCGGGGAGUGCACGUGUGAAUCGGAGAGCGAGGAUCGGAACAAGAGUGAGGCUCUCAAGUAUAAACUGGCGGCGAUAGCCUCCAUUCUGGUUGCCAGCGCCGUCGGCGUGUCGUUGCCGGUCCUCGGGAGGAUCGUCCCGGCUCUGCGGCCGGAGAGCAAUCUGUUCUUCGUCAUCAAGGCCUUCGCCGCGGGGGUCAUUCUCUCCACUGGCUUCAUCCACGUCCUCCCCGAUGCGUUUGAAAGCUUAACGAGCCCUUGCCUCAAUGAAAACCCCUGGGCCAAUUUUCCGUUUACCGGGUUCGUCGCCAUGGUCGCGGCCAUUGGCACAUUGAUGGUCGACUCCUUUGCGACCAGCUAUUACAACAAAUCCCAUUUUGUGAAGCCGAAGCCUCUGACGGCGGACGGGGAGAGGGAGCUGGGAGAGCAUACAGGGCAUGUCCACGUUCACACCCAUUCCACCCACGGCCAUGCCCAUGGCGCCGCUUUCGACUUACAAGAAGACCCCAAUUCCGAAAAUUCCUCCGAUCUUCACCGUCAUCGCGUUAUCUCACAGGUGCUGGAAUUGGGGAUUGUGGUUCAUUCUGUGAUAAUUGGGAUAUCACUGGGCGCUUCUGAGAGUCCAAAGACGAUCAAGCCUCUUGUUGCAGCGCUGACUUUCCACCAAUUUUUCGAGGGCAUGGGCCUCGGAGGCUGCAUUUCCCAGGCCAAGUUCAAGAGUCGGGCAGUGAUGCUGAUGUCGAUCUUCUUCUCCCUGACGACGCCGAUUGGGAUCGUGAUUGGCUUCGGAAUCUCCAAUAUUUACCUCGAGAACAGCCCGACGGCGCUGAUUGUGGAGGGCGUCUUCAACGCCGCGUCGGCCGGAAUCCUGAUCUAUAUGGCACUGGUCGACCUGCUGGCUGCGGAUUUCAUGAACCCGAAAGUGCAGAGCAAUCUCAAGCUCCACCUUGCCAACAAUGUCUCGCUCCUUCUUGGGGCUGGUUGUAUGUCGCUCUUGGCGAAGUGGGCUUGAACUCCAGUUCUAGCUGCAGUACAUAAAAGGAGGAGAAGGAAGAAGACGAAGAAGAAGAAGAAAGCUUUUCUUUUUUUUUGGGUGGAGUCGUCCUUAAGAGAUUAGAUAUAGAGAUAGAGAUAGAGAUAGAAAUAUUUUUGUUUUGAUUCGAAUAUGAUAGAUUUUUUUUUUAUCACCUUUUCUUUUCAGCCAAAAACAAAUCAGCAAACAGUUGGAGUUA
Molecule: messenger RNA, 1408 nt
Organism: Diospyros lotus (date-plum)
Lineage: Eukaryota; Viridiplantae; Streptophyta; Magnoliopsida; Ericales; Ebenaceae
Product: zinc transporter 1-like
Exons: 3
Coding region: 103-1188 (361 amino acids)
Biological process (GO): zinc ion transmembrane transport
Cellular component (GO): plasma membrane
Molecular function (GO): zinc ion transmembrane transporter activity
Source: RefSeq, a predicted model, not a curated record